Messenger RNA from Chanos chanos (milkfish), 992 nucleotides. RefSeq names its product proteasome 20S subunit alpha 6a (gene psma6a). The transcript is spliced from 7 exons. The record is from RefSeq and is a predicted model, not a curated record. Lineage: Eukaryota; Metazoa; Chordata; Actinopteri; Gonorynchiformes; Chanidae. Gene Ontology annotation, biological process: ubiquitin-dependent protein catabolic process. Gene Ontology annotation, cellular component: proteasome core complex, alpha-subunit complex; proteasome core complex. The coding region runs from base 71 to 811 and encodes 246 amino acids.
GUCAUAGGGAUCGCUGUUUAUAAAUGUAACUUUUUUAGGAGGGAAUCUGUGUCUCUAAUCUGACUAAAUAAUGUCAAGAGGCUCCAGUGCAGGAUUCGACCGACACAUUACCAUCUUUUCUCCCGAAGGGAGACUUUAUCAAGUCGAAUAUGCAUUCAAAGCCAUCAACCAAGGAGGCCUCACUGCUGUUGCUGUACGGGGCAAAGACUGUGCGGUGGUCGUCACUCAGAAGAAAGUACCAGACAAACUUCUCGAUGCCUCAACUGUCACACACUUGUUUAGAAUAACAGAGAAUAUCGGGUGUGUGAUGUCAGGGAUGACAGCUGACAGCAGGUCCCAGGUUCAAAGGGCACGGUACGAGGCCGCAAACUGGAAGUAUAAGUAUGGUUAUGAGAUCCCAGUGGACAUGUUGUGUAAGCGGAUCGCUGACAUCUCUCAAGUGUACACACAGAAUGCUGAGAUGAGACCCCUAGGUUGCUGCAUGAUUGCCAUUGGUAUAGAUGAGGAGUGGGGGCCGCAGGUCUAUAAGUGUGAUCCCGCUGGUUAUUACUGUGGCUUUAAGGCCACCGCUGCAGGCGUCAAACAAACAGAAGCCACAAGCUUUCUGGAGAAGAAGGUGAAAAAGAAAUUAGACUGGACCUUUGAUCAAACAGUAGAGACAGCAAUCACGUGUCUCUCCACGGUGCUUUCCAUUGACUUCAAGCCCUCAGAGCUGGAGGUGGGGGUUGUGACAAAAGAAGAUCCGAAAUUCAGGAUUUUGUCAGAGUCUGAGAUAGACACCCACCUCGUGGCUCUCUCAGAACGGGAGUAAAACGGGACGUCUCUCUGUAUCCCGGUAACCUCGUGAAGAAAAAAACCCUCGGAAGCACUACAGCAAAUCCUAUGAAUUCAGGUCAAGAACAGUCACCUCAGCUCUUUGCUGUUUAUUUUGCUUUUUUUCGUGUAGCAAUUCAAUUAAAGAUGAUGUUUUUCAGAAUCUGCAGGAUUUGUUA